Messenger RNA from Lepus europaeus (European hare), 971 nucleotides. It is a transcript of the gene C22H14orf180, whose product is annotated as chromosome 22 C14orf180 homolog. NCBI's taxonomy places the organism in Eukaryota, Metazoa, Chordata, Mammalia, Lagomorpha, Leporidae. The record is from RefSeq and is a predicted model, not a curated record. The transcript has 6 exons. The coding region runs from base 433 to 900 and encodes 155 amino acids.
CCAGCAGCAGACCAGGGAGGCCGGGCGGUGCCGCGUCCCAGGAGGACUCCCCAGGGCACUGUGGCCUCCGACCUUCAUGGACUCAGCAGCUCCAGUUCCCGCCCUGGGCUGGGCUGUGACCGCCAGACGCACAGGGAGGCGCCACGCCAGCAGGAGCCCAGGAGCCGAGAACCCGCACCUGCUGGGUGGCUGUGAGUGACAGGGACUGCCCCGGACCUCCACGUGGCCAUCAGCGGUGACGAGGAAGACCAAGACCCGGGCAGCGGAGGAGAGCACUCAGGACCGCGUUUCCCAGCGGCCAGGGAGCAGCGGGGUCGGCCGCCUGGCGUCAGGGACAGCGGCCCCCCUCCAUCUCACCCCAUCCGCCUCUGCUCACCUCAGGACCGCGUUCCAGCAGGCCAGGGGGACCCGGAGGCUGCCUGUGGCUCCCUGAUGUCCAGGGCGGAGAGGGUGCCUCCACGCAGAGCCCAGAGCAGUGGCCGGGACUGGGACGGGGGCGGCCCGCUUGCUGAGGGCACAGUCCCCCACCCAUCUGCCCCCCGCCCCCAACCCCACUCCAUCCUGAGGCGGAACCCGGAGCACAGGCCCCGAGGGGCUGAGCCACAGAGAGCGGCCAGGCGGGUCCGGUUCCGGGAACCCCUGGAGGCGGCCGUCCACUACAUCGCCAGCAGGGACACCACAGCCACAGGCGAGGUGCCCUGCCGGCCCACGCCGCGCGGCAGCUCCCUGCUGCUGCCGCUGGCCCUGUGCGUCCUGCUCUUGGUGGCACUGGGCCUGUACUGUGGCCGGGCCAAGCCCGUGGCGACAGCCCUGGAAGAACUCCGGGCCCGGCUGCUGGUCCUGGCCCUGCACCUGCGGCACGCGGCCCUCGCCUGCUGGCGCUGCCUCCUGCAGCUGUGACAGCAGCCGGACGGAUGGACGGACGGACGGAUGGACGGACGGCCCCGGGCAGGCAAAGCCGUCGUGACGGA